GAAAGAGACACGUUGAAGUACUGUCAAACAGACAUGGCAGCCUCCUGUGAAUAGACUACCUCGCUCCGUGUUUCUAUAUUUCCCCAACAAAAAAAUGACCAUGAUUGUGGAUUCAAAUGGCAUCGAGACAGGAGACUUUCUCCGUGUGAGAGGACCGCUGGAGCUCAAAUGCAUCCUGGAUAGCACGGAUGUGACGCUCGUGCGUAAAGCCAUCUCAAGAACAUUUGAGAACCUACGCUAUCACGUCAACUCGGAAUCCUGCGUCCUUAGAGUCCAGGACAGCCCAGUUAUUAUUUGGCCAAAUAAAGGUGUUCAUGUAACUCCGAGAGAAAUAACCACAAGCACAAUGUGUGAAGAACUACAUAAAUGGAUACAGACAGAUGAACAAGAGAUGGCUGGCAAAAGGUCUGCGAAAAAGAAGGGCAAAAAGAGCUCAGUAGCUAGAGUGAUCAGCCUAAACCUGAUGAUGGAAGUGACAAAGCCAGGUCCCCUCCCUGCACCCAUCCUCUGCAAAACCAUCCAGAAGUCCCACUUCCUGUCUACAACUCUUCCCAUGGAUUGUGUUGUCAACAUCCGCUCCGCUGACACCAUCAAAGAUGCCUUUGAGGGCCUGUUGGAGGCGCUAACGCAUCAACUGCAUGAGAUGGAGCGUGUGAUGCUGUGCCACAUGAAGGGCACCACGCUAUCGGUCCCGGAGCCUUUCCACUUUCUGCUUCCGGAAUCCAGAGGACUGGUGACGGCAGUCUAUCCUGCUGGGGUACCCGACAGCCAGCUCGAGCCCCAGCGUAAGGAGCUGCAUGAGCGCUUUGAGCUACCAGAAGACAGACCCUAUUUUAGAAGAGCCAAUGCUUAUCACUUCCCUAAUGAACUCUACAAAGACGGUUAUCUCCGAAACCCUCACCUGGCUCUCACACAUCCUACCUUGGACGACGGAAAGGUGUACUUGGUGCAUGGGCUGUACAGUUACCACCACUACAUGCAGGACCGCAUGGACGACAACGGCUGGGGCUGCGCUUAUCGCUCCCUGCAGACCAUCUGCUCCUGGUUUCAACAGCAAGGCUACGUUGAGCGGCCCGUGCCCACUCACAAGGAGAUCCAGCAGGCUUUAGUGGAUGUUGGUGACAAACAAGGGUCUUUUGUGGGGUCUCGUCAGUGGAUUGGAUCCUUUGAGGUUCACGCCGUCCUCAACCAACUCCUCGGGGUCACGUCCAAGAUUUCGUUUGUGAGUCAGGGUUCUGAAAUGGCCUCCAAAGGCAGAGAGCUGGCCAACCACUUCCUCUCAGAGGGCACUCCCGUGAUGAUUGGUGGAGGGGUUUUAGCUCACACCAUUCUGGGUGUUGCCUGGAGCGAGACCAGCGGGCAGAUUCGCUUCCUCAUCCUGGACCCUCAUUACACAGGCGCAGAGGACUUGCAGGUCAUCACAGACAAGGGUUGGUGUGGCUGGAAAGGACCUGAGUUCUGGGAUCAAACCGCGUAUUAUAAUAUGUGUCUCCCCCAGAGGCCAAAAGCAAUCUGAUGUACAAGCCAUGAUGAUGCAAAAGCCAAAUUCAGUCAAAUCAGGUUCUGAUUUUCUAUGUAUGUAAACUCAUGAUUGUUAUUGUGGCCGCUCUGGCUCACAAUAGUUUCACCAAACUAGGACUAAACAAGGCAUCAAAACCAGUGAAUUCUUCAUCAGAAUUAUACAUCCGGCUGGGUACUGUACACACGCAGUUGUACAUGAGUGCAGAGCUGUCUGUAAAAACUGCAAAUUUUGAGGAUAUUUGAAAUGCUGUUAAAGUGUUAAAGGAUCAUAGUUUGUAGUUUAUUUAUGGUUCAAACGAUCAUUAGAGGCGAUAAUCACUUUCAGGGGAACGUCAAUUAUUCAGAUUACUUUUCGCAGUCAGGCUCAGUCCUUUACCCCCUACAAAUAGCCUCUGGGUCCACUUUACAGUAUUUUAUUCAGUAUUUUAGUUAGAUACAGUGCCAAUAAUAUCUGAAACAUCUAUUUGAAUUAUAAAUCCAGCAUACACACUCACACACACAAUGUAAUUUUAUUGGAUUAAAUUAGAUUGUGCAACUGUUGUGGCUGGUAAGUAGACAUAGUUGAUCUGUCUAAUUAAAUCAGUCCAUCAAAUUA
Hippocampus comes (tiger tail seahorse) is the source of this 2116-nucleotide messenger RNA. It is a transcript of the gene ufsp2, whose product is annotated as ufm1-specific peptidase 2. Gene Ontology annotation, biological process: proteolysis. Gene Ontology annotation, cellular component: nucleus; endoplasmic reticulum. NCBI's taxonomy places the organism in Eukaryota, Metazoa, Chordata, Actinopteri, Syngnathiformes, Syngnathidae. The transcript has 12 exons. The coding region runs from base 95 to 1516 and encodes 473 amino acids. The record is from RefSeq and is a predicted model, not a curated record. Gene Ontology annotation, molecular function: deUFMylase activity.